This is a messenger RNA of Heteronotia binoei (common prickly gecko), 1098 nucleotides long. It is a transcript of the gene VPS29, whose product is annotated as VPS29 retromer complex component. NCBI's taxonomy places the organism in Eukaryota, Metazoa, Chordata, Lepidosauria, Squamata, Gekkonidae. The coding region runs from base 261 to 809 and encodes 182 amino acids. The transcript is spliced from 4 exons. The record is from RefSeq and is a predicted model, not a curated record. Gene Ontology annotation, cellular component: retromer complex; endosome. Gene Ontology annotation, biological process: intracellular protein transport; retrograde transport, endosome to Golgi.
CUUCCGGUUUCUUCGCCAGAGAGACAGAAAAGCUCUCAGGUGCUUUCUGUCCGAUUUUCCCGCCUUCCACGCUGAUUGGGAGAGAAUAACCCCGCCUCCUCAGUCCUUUCGGGUCUGAUUGACACAAGCUUCCGCAGCGCGUACGGGAUCCCUUUCGACCCUCUUCGGCUUCCGUAGGUAGCAUUUCCGGCGUGUGGGCUUGGCAGUUCGGAAGUGAUUGAGAGAAGGGACUGAAUUGGAAACGCCGGAGGGAGGCCAAGAUGUUGGUGCUGGUGUUGGGAGACCUUCACAUUCCCCACAGAUGCAACAGCCUGCCUGCAAAAUUCAAGAAACUGCUGGUUCCAGGAAAGAUCCAACACAUCCUUUGCACUGGAAACCUCUGUACAAAAGAGAGCUAUGACUACCUCAAGACCCUGGCUGGUGACGUUCAUGUCGUUAGAGGGGACUUUGACGAGAAUCUGAAUUAUCCAGAGCAGAAGGUUGUCACUGUGGGGCAGUUCAAGAUCGGACUGAUCCACGGCCACCAAGUCAUUCCCUGGGGCGAUGUAGCCAGCCUGGCGUUGCUGCAAAGGCAGUUCGAUGUGGACAUCCUCAUUUCGGGACAUACACACAAAUUUGAGGCGUUUGAACAUGAAAACAAGUUCUACAUCAACCCUGGGUCAGCAACAGGCGCCUACAGCGCUUUGGAGAACAACAUCAUUCCUUCCUUUGUGUUGAUGGAUAUCCAGGCCUCCACAGUUGUUACUUACGUUUAUCAGCUGAUCGGUGACGAUGUGAAAGUAGAAAGAAUCGAGUACAAGAAAUCUUAAAGCCAGCUACUCCUUGCGAGUUUAUGCUUCAGUCUCCCUUUUCCUCUUCUUGCAAUAUGCACUAAAAAGGUCUGCAGUGUUUGCAAUAUUAUUUUAGCCUACGAAACUAAUCUUUCCCUUGUUGUAGGCAGGCGAAUGAGUACGUGGCAUCUUAAAGUCUGUCUUGGCUUUCUUUGUUUCAACCAUAAGAAAAAGCUCAAGCUUGUAAAUACUGUUCAAAAUGCUUGGUAGAAUUUCUUCUGUUCACACAAACCGUUCCCAAUCUUGUAAUAAAUAUUUGUUUAAUUUG